AUGGUCGCAAAGCCGCUGCCCCAACUCAUUCUACUCUUUGUCACGGACCAAUUUCGCUACGAUGCCUUUCAACCCACCGUCACACCCAACCUCUAUCAACUCUCACUCGACUCCAAGGCCACGACGUUUACCAAUGCCUACGUUUCCACACCAACAUGUACUCCUGCCAGGGCAUCGCUCUUGACGGGAAAGAGUCCCUGGGCCCAUGGCAUGUUGGGCUACAGUGGGACCGUCAACUGUCAAGAGUACCCCACCACCCUCCCUGGCAUGCUGUCCGAUCUGGCAGGAUACGAGACAUUCUCGGUGGGAAAGAAUCACUUUGGAUGGGACAAGACGGCAGCCUAUGUGACACACGACUUUCAACACCUGGAAGUCUAUGAUGCACUCGACUACGAGCCUCGACCCGAUGACUAUCUGCAGUACUUUCACGAAUUGUAUCCAGGUAAGGAUCCGCUUUCUGUGACGUGUGAUCGGCUGGGAUACAAUGAUUGGAGGGCAUGUCCCUACGGAGGAGCCAAUGAAACCCAGCAUCCUACGGAAUGGACGACUCGGCAGGCAUUGCGCUAUCUCCAAGAGUUUGACUUUAGCGACAAGAAUCAAAAAAUGUUUCUCAAAGUCAGCUAUCAUCGACCCCAUUCACCCUAUGAUCCACCGCAACGACUCUUUGACAAACACCUCCACUCCAAGAUAGAACCAGAACGAUUUGUCAACAAGAGUAGUUGGGAUCAGCAAUGGUACACGACACGCAUGCCCAAGGAUGCCUAUCAUGGCGAUCCUGGAGAAGAAAAAGCCCACUACACACGAGCCGGAUAUCUCGCCAGUGUCGAGUUUGUCGACGAAGGUAUGGGGCGCAUACUGGAUUAUUUGCGACAACACGCACUAUUGGAACAGUCCCUCGUCUUGUGGACUUCGGAUCAUGGAGAUCAACUAGGCGACCAUUAUCUUUGGAGAAAGGGCUACCCCUAUGAAGCCAGCAGUCACAUCAAUAUGAUAAUCAAACUGCCCCAAGGAGAAGAUGAUUCCAGCAGCAAUUCUAGCCCUGACUUCAGAAGGCAGAAUCAAGAAUCUACUACUACCAACACGGAACCGAAAACCAGCCCAGCCCUGGUGGAGAUUCGAGAUGUAGCUACCACUCUCUAUGACUACGUGGGGAUAUUGGAGAAGGUCCAAAAGCGUGAUCCCUUGGUGAACGGAAAGAGUCUCCUUCCUAUCCUAGAAGGUGACGAGACAAUGGUGCGAAGCUGGCUAGAUCUGGAGCACUCUGUUGUGUACAGCCAUAAUAUCCACUGGAAUGCCAUUGUGGGCUUUUAUCCUGAUGACGACGUGGACUUUCAACAAAGUGACCGAAGAGAUGCACGGCAGGAAAGUUCCAACUUGCUGCUCUGGAAGUACAUCUUCCAUGUCUACGAUGGAGACGAACAGCUCUUUUGCCUUUCCAGAGAUCCGCAGGAAACCUAUGAUGUCUCGGAAACCAAACCCGACAUUCUCAAACACUGGAGAGCCACCAUGGUGUCUCAGUUUCAGGAAGAAGGCCGCGGAGAGGAAUGGGUCCGUGAUGACCAUUUGAUUGUUCAUAGACCGGCCAUCACUUACGGACCCAACUUUCCCUGCAAGGAACGAAUCAAAGCAUGA
Seminavis robusta is the source of this 1632-nucleotide messenger RNA. The record is from the annotation of a GenBank genome assembly. Lineage: Eukaryota; Bacillariophyta; Bacillariophyceae; Naviculales; Naviculaceae.